CAGGUCAUUCCAUGUUUCAGGCAAAGGUUCAUCAUCGAGACGGAAAAGAAUCAUUGCACUCCCCAGUUAAGUUCGGGAAAGGUCACUAGCAGCGGGGGCUAAUUCCGAACGUGCUUCUCAAAUAAAUACGUACGGAGACAACACAGUAGUGCUUGUGGGAGGCUUGCUCGUGCCAUAAGUUGUGUGAUCACGGUAAUACUCAUUCUCCAGCUCAUUCAGGAGUGAAGAAUGAUGUAAAAGAGCGAGCAAAAAAAUGGGAUACCUUUUUACAUCUUUCAUCUCAUAGUGUGUCAAUCAUUGAGGAAUUUAGGUCAAGUCUUCAAUGACUGAUAGGCGAGAUCUUGUCACUAUGUUGUCACGGAAAAGGAGAUGCUGCUACUUCUUCGCGGCUCUCACCUUCAUCUGCGCAUGCUCUGUGAUCUUCCCACCAAGUGACAUGCGCUUAGCGUUCGCCGACUACCUGACGCGCAGCAAUGGGGAGACGCGGCGGCUCCUGCAGAACAGUGUCGUGAAAUCGGCGCCAGCUGCCGGCCUGAGGGCAGUACCAAAAGCCUCCAAGAAGGAAGAGAGUAAGAGCGAGAAGGAUAAGUAUCGAGUGCCGAUCUUUUGGGACGACGGUGAGUUCAUGGAUGAUGACGAGCCUGAUGAACAAGGUGGUGAUCGUAAAAUGGAAGAGAAGACGCAUGGGGAAGUAGCGAAGAAGGGGGAAUCUGCAUCCGCGCUGGAAAGGAACAAUGUGACCAAAACCGAAACCGCCAAAGACACCGCAAAGUCGAACCCCAGUAACAGUUCACUCGAGAAAACCCAGGUACAGAAAAAUAUAAAAAAUGAAGGCACUAUGGCUGUCCUUGAUUACAAAAUGUCUCAGUUCCAGACUGCUAAGUAUAAUGACAAGUUAGAAUCGGUCAAGUCACAGAGUGGAGAAGCCAAUGAAACAGAAGAGGCUACGAGCAGAGUCCUUCCGGUUCAUCUCCUCAUCGUCACACAAAGAAGAUCAGGGUCUAGUUUCUUGGGACAGAUCUUCAAUCAGAACCCAUGGGUAUUUUUCCAUUUUGAGCCCCUGAAACUUCUUGAAAUUAAGAAAAAGGUGUAUCCGAAUGCUUCCUCUCUCCUCGCAAAUUUACUGACAUGUCGUUUUGACAGAACUCCUUACCUCACCGACUUUUAUAACCACGAAACGCUGCAUAGAAUGUCCAGUAAGGUGCUUUGUUCACCACCCCUGUGUGUGACGAACGUGGACUACAACAAAAUGAGGUCAAGCACCGUCAAACAAUGUGGACCACUCGAAGCUGAGGCCAUGACCAACCUCUGUAACGUAUAUCCACACAAAGUGGUGAAACUUAUUCGCUUAUACAGCGUCGAGUCCCUAACACCAUUACUGAAGGACAAAGACAUCAACCUGAAGAUCAUCCAUCUCUUGCGCGAUCCAAGAGGGACGUUGUCCUCAAGAUCGAAGGAGGAUCCAAAGCGGACCAAACCACUGUCACUGGGCAAGAGCCUCAGUCACGAUGCUGCCUACAUCUGCCGCAGGAUGAAACACAACUUCAACUUUGCUCAUAAGAACCCGGAACUACUUCGGAGUCGCUAUCUCAGGGUCAGGUACGAGGACAUAGCCACCGAUCCUGAAGGCUGGACCGCAGCUCUCUACAAGUUUGCGGGAAUGGGGGAUGUCCCUGUCAACGUGCACAACUGGAUCCAGCAAAAUACGCGCGAAAGCACAUCGGAGGCCUCACGUGACAUCUACUCCACGCAUAGAAACUCUUCGGCCAAUGCGCAGGCGUGGCGUCAUCACGUGACUUUUCCCGUCGUCAGGGAGAUACAAAAGUAUUGUAGUGAGGUCAUGGAGGAGGCGGGUUACAGACAGGUCAAGGAAGCGGGUGACCUGCAGAGGACUGAUUUAAGUUUUGUUGCCCCAAUCACGUGAUAAAUUUAUCAUCACCAUAUUAUGCGCCAUUUUUUCUACGAUGCAAUACUAUUUAAUCAUUUUUGGUUUUCAUAUUUUGUAGGACGAGAAUUUCAAAGAGGAGAAUAGGUCGGGCAUCCUUACUGCUUGUUUUUAAUUUUUUUUCUUGCAAUCAUAAACAUUUCCCUGGAAACAUUAAUAUAUUACGCAUGAUUAUUAAUAAUAAUAAUAAUGUGUCUUGUUUACCCAGGGUAGCCUCAUCAGUAUUCAUACUGUUCUCCCUGAGGGCCCUGCAAUCAUAAUUAUUAUUACCCCGGUCAUCGGAUUCAGGCUUACCCGCACACAAUGUAUGCAUAUUCAUUAUGUUUUGAUAUGCCCUUUUGGGGGAGGGGGGGGGGGUUCGCGGGGGAGGGCAACAAAUAUGGCGUCUUAGGAAUAGUGCGCAUGGCUCAAACUAAGCAGCUGAAAGUAGAAAACCAUGCAUUGAGGGAAUGCGGCUAUGCGUUCAAUCAAACUCAUUAAAUUUUCAUUUUUAAAGUACACGUUAGCUAUAGCUGUCAAAAUCAUUUUGAAUUACGUACUAUUAAACAUUUUCAAAUAUUAAUUAUUUGUUUGUUUUCAAAUCGUUCAUAACAUUUAUUUGAUGUCGUAGAGGGAAAAGAGAUCCGAAAAUGUUAACAACAGGAUUUGUAUAGUUUAUAUAAAGACCACGGCUACCCUUUCUACACGCGUCCGCUUGCCAAAAUCUGCAAACAACAACCGACGAUAUGAAACUAUACAGUCUUUUGGGCAGACUUAACUUUUUGAAGAAUGCCUAUAUGCACAUAUUUUGUUUUCUUAUUCCACACUGUGUCAGAAGUGAUUUAAAUAAACGUUUUGUCAUGUACUUUCUAUGGGCAACAAUGGACAUGCCAAUUUCAUGAGAGGUUUUGAUUUUCCUUUUUAAAUACAAGUUCGAUAAUUUUCGAAACGCCUAUUAGAUCGAUUUCAAUAUUUUGCUUUGUACAGACAAGUUUUAGUGAUCCAUUUACAAGCAUAUAUAUGUAUCACAUUGGAAAAAAAUAAUAGAUAAAACAGUGUUCGUAUCUGAUUGUGUGUAUGUAAAUCAAUUUCCGUCUACUCUGAUUAUUUGGUAAGAAUCGCGAUAUUGUGACAGUGAACUUAAUUACUGCCUUUUGUGGGAACAAAGCAUUAACUAUCGUAAAUAUAUGUUUCUUGAAAAUAGUUUUCUGCCUUUAAUCUUUGUUUUAAAUGCUUUCAUUGACCAAACGUCUUCCAAUGCUGCUUUAACUUGAUUAUGUUUGUAAAUUAUGCCAUUUUGAUGAUAUUCAACUAUGUGUGAUUCUAUUUCGUUUAUUAUGUUAUAUUAUGCAAUUACAGACAUGUUGAUAAUCAAUUUAUAUUAUUAUGUGGCCCCUGACCCCCCUCCCCCUUUCUCCAAUCCCCCUUAUUUCUUGUCGUAUUUCGAAUUUGAGGGCAUUUUAAGAGGAAUCUUUUUCAGGGGAUAUUUAUGCUAAAUACUUCCGAAUUGACAUUAAAGAAUGCGUAAGCUCACAAAUUAUCUGUCGUCUUUACCCGAACCCAAACUUUUCUUGUAUCGUACAUGUUAGCAUCUAAUAAUAAUAAUGAUAUUCACAUUUGUAUAAGAAGGAGAAGAUGAACUAAACUUUUUCAUGCCUUUUUAAAUUGCUGAUCUUUAUGCAUUAUGUCAAACAGUACACUUUGAUUAUAAGUUUGUUGAUUGUUGUUUAACAUGAUUAUUUGUGUGAAUUUGUCAUGGUGUUUUGCAUUGUUGUUACUCUUUCAGAUGUUUGGUAUUUUGGUAUUAUUGUGAAAUUUAUAUGUUCGUGGUCUUGGUUUAGAUGGAAUUAUCUUCUAUCAUAAUUUAUAAUAAAAACACAUCAUUAAAAAAAAAAA
Strongylocentrotus purpuratus (purple sea urchin) is the source of this 3820-nucleotide messenger RNA. RefSeq names its product carbohydrate sulfotransferase 1. Gene Ontology annotation, molecular function: N-acetylglucosamine 6-O-sulfotransferase activity. The coding region runs from base 323 to 1924 and encodes 533 amino acids. Gene Ontology annotation, biological process: sulfur compound metabolic process; N-acetylglucosamine metabolic process. The transcript is spliced from 2 exons. NCBI's taxonomy places the organism in Eukaryota, Metazoa, Echinodermata, Echinoidea, Camarodonta, Strongylocentrotidae. The record is from RefSeq and is a predicted model, not a curated record.